Astrephomene gubernaculifera is the source of this 2587-nucleotide messenger RNA. The record is from the annotation of a GenBank genome assembly. NCBI's taxonomy places the organism in Eukaryota, Viridiplantae, Chlorophyta, Chlorophyceae, Chlamydomonadales, Astrephomenaceae.
CAACAUAAUCCCUGCUGUGCAGUGAUUACAAGCCUAGCUUUGGCCUUGCGGUGCUGACUGCGAUUUCGCGUUAGAUCUUACUGGGUGGGGGCGAAACGCGCCAUUUUUUAGGCUUUGCCCCGCAGCACAAUCACAUAAUAAAAUGUUUGGCGCAGCCACAGCACAAGCUAAGCCGGCUCACAAUCCAAAUGGCGAUUUGGAGGUGCCGGCGCCUGCGGACUUGGAUUCCAUUAGUAGCAUGACUUUUAGCCCCGCCAGCGACUUCUUUGCUGUAACCUCUUGGAACAACAGCGCCUACGUCUGGCAGUACAACCAGCAGGGGCAAACUUUUGCUAAGGCUCAGAAUUCGGGCACGCAGCCCGUCCUAACCAGCUGCUGGAAGCACGACGGCUCGGGAAUUUUCCUAGGUGGUUGCGAUAAAGCCGUUCGGCUAUGGGAUUUGGCGAGCAACCAAGCAGUGCAAGUCGCCAUGCACGACGCGCCGGUCCGGCAAGUCGCGUGGUGCCCACAGAUGAACCUGCUCAUCACCGGCUCGUGGGACAAGACGUUCCGCUACUGGGACACGCGCUCGCCCACGCCGGCGCAUACGGGGCAGCUACCGGAGCGCGUGUAUGCGAUGGACCUCCGCGAGGACUUGCUGGUCAUCGGCACAGCCGACCGCAGCCUCCACGCACUCUUCGUCACGCAGCCGCAGCAAAUUAAGACCCUGGCGUCGCAGCUCAAGUGGCAGACACGCUGCGUCUCCGUUUUCCCAGACAAGAAGGGAUUCCUGGUUGGCUCCAUCGAAGGCCGCGUCGCGGUCUCCCACCUCGCUGAGCAGGACCAGAAGGACAAGAACUUCACCUUCAAAUGCCACCGCCUGGACACCGAAAUUUACUCGGUGAACACCAUGUCCUUCCACAACACGUACGGCACGUUUGUCACGGCUGGAUCCGACGGCACCUACAACUUCUGGGACAAGGACAGCAAGCAGCGGUUAAAGGCGCAGGCUAAGGCCAUGUACCCCAACGGCCAGCCGGCUCCGAUCACCUGCGGCUCGUUUGACCGUACGGGCACGAUUUAUGGUUACGCGCUCAGCUACGAUUGGAGCAAGGGCUAUGCGGAGUACAACCCGACCACCAUGAAGCCGUACAUUAUGCUGCACUCGUGCAAGGAGGACGAGGUGAAGCCCAAGCCCAAGGCCCCCACGGCCGGGCGGAAGUAAGGCAGGACGGUUGGCAAGCUGUUUGGCAGCAGCAAUAGCAGUUGCGGUGUCUAUGUAAGGGCGGCGAAGCAGAGUGCGUGCUGCUCGGAUGGGACCGGGAUCAGCGCUGGGAUGGGACGGGCGGAGUAUGGCAUGGGCAGGUGGAAGAGGGGUUGUAUGAAGACUACGCGGGCCGGAGGCCCGCAGGGCGGCUCUGGAGGGAAGCUGCUGGCGGUUUGGGGUGCUAGUCAGCACGCGAGCAGGACGGUGGGUUGGGAUGAGGAGUUCUUGACACGGUUUGGAUGCAGUUGGGGGUGGUUGUGGUUAAGAGCGACUCAUUAGUUCACCGUGUGCCAUUUAAAGUACCCCUUUUAACACGACAGCAGGCAUGCCGCGGCGGUGGCGGGGUAUCAUGUAGCAGGGUAUCAUGUAGGUAGAGUAGUGUGGGGGUAUUGGGUAGUGGGUGAUGCCCUUGUGAGGGUGAUUGAGAAGGACGGGCCGAGAGAUGCGUUGCAGGCAGCUACCUAGCAGCGAUGGGUAGUCAUUAGGCUUGGGUCUGGGUCUGUGCAAUUCGAGGGUGCGGAGCUACAUGCAUAUGGCUAGUAUGGUUGCUGGUGGGAGGUAGUAGCCGCGUAGUUGGGUGUCCUCUGUGUUUGCAGUUUCCUUGCAGCAGCGGAUAAAGGAUGCGAUUGACGAAUGCGCCGUACCGAGUUUGCAAUUGCAGGGAUGUGUCUAUGUUUCUGUGUGCAUGUGUUUACAAGACUGGCCGCGAGUCGGAACGAAGUGUGCAUGUAAUGCAGUUGGCUUUGUCACCGGCACCACGUGGCUGGACUCAUCAUGGUUGGCGGACCGGUGAUGUGAUGUCCCCGGGCACCGAUUCACACCAGAAUAGCUAUGACUAACAUACUACAACAGUAACGCAUGGGGCAACAAAAACACUUGAUACUGCUGUGGAUGCCUUUGGCCGGAUGUUUCUCCGGCCGUGCUUUUGCAUGGGCAAUUGUGUGUAGCCCUGCACUGUUAUAUGAAUUGUGUCCUUGAGGGGUUGCUUGGGCUGUAGCCGAGGGACGGUCUAUUUGCUAAGCAGCUUGGUUGUGUUGGUGUCGUGAUGCGGCCGGUGCCCCAUUGGUGUAGAUCUCCCUUGCAAGUUGGCCGCUGUUUUUUAAAACCCUGGGUGUUAGGACGACGGAGCUAGUACGAUGUAUGGAGCUCAUGCUGCCGCGAACGGGCCAUGUUCGCUUGGUUUGCCUUUUGCAGCACCACAAUGAUGGACGAUAUGGGGCUGGACUAUGUGUGCGGCACGAGUUCCAACAUCUUGGAGGUGUGACGGCCGUGGUGUCUGCGUCCAGUUGUAACUCGCACCUGACGUCUUAUACUAUUACUAUUAUUAUUCAAGAACUGGUG